CCUAGUUACUAUAGAAGUAGGAUUAAGGGAUCUAUAAAUAUGGCUGCAAAGUUUCACCAAGCAAAAUUCAUUAUAGUCGAACAAAAAAAAAAAAGAUGGCAUUGUCUGGCAAGAAACCUGUGAUUGUUAGACAAGUUUUUGCAGAAGAUUUGAAAAGUGAGUUUGCGAUAAUCCAGAGUGCAAUUUUGGAGUAUCCUUUUGUCUCCAUGGAUACCGAAUUUCCAGGUACGAUUUUCAAGCCUUAUAAACGAGUCAUUCAAGAGGCCAAUCCUGUUAUCAACUACCAGUAUAUGAAAUCGAAUGUCGAUGGCUUAAAGAUUAUUCAACUAGGCUUAACCCUUGCUGAUUAUGAAGGUAAUCUGCCAGAUUUUGGUACUCCUUUCUGUUACAUAUGGGAGUUUAAUUUUAAAGAUUUUGAUAUGAAAAAAGACUCUUAUGUUAAGGAGUCCAUUGAGUUACUAAAACAACAAGGUAUUGAUUUUGAAAAAAAUAAGGAGAAGGGUAUUGAUUCUAUAGACUUUUCAAUGAUGAUUUGGAAUUCUGGAUUAUUCAAUUAUUUUAGAGGACUCAACUGGAUCACCUUUCAUGGUGCUUAUGAUUUUGGGUUUUUGAUGAGGAUUUUAACUCAGCAACCACUACCACCGGAGUUUAAAUCUUUCAUGAAACAAUUAGUUUCUUUCUUUGGUUACAAGAUUUUUGACAUCAAGCACACCUUUAGAUUCUUUGGCCUGGAUGGUGGCCUGGAGAAAGUGGCUAAAACCUUAAAUGUGGAUCGAAUUGCUGGUUUGAGCCAUCAAGCAGGGUCGGACAGUCUUCUCACCCUUCAAUGUUUUAUGAUGCUUAAGAAAUCCAAGGUUUUUGAAUGCAACCAAAGACAGAGCAACCGAAUGCUGCCUGCCCUCGCAUUGUACGGGCUAGUUUCAACAAUAGGAUGACAAUUUUCCUAUUUAUUUUUGGUGAUUUUCUAUAGUUUAUGAUGAUGUAUUAAAAAAAAUUUUCUCAAUAAAUCUCAAUUAUUCUUAUGUUCAAGAUUGCUUGCUUGCUUGUUGAGUUAGUUACUAAUAUU
Durio zibethinus is the source of this 1066-nucleotide messenger RNA. Lineage: Eukaryota; Viridiplantae; Streptophyta; Magnoliopsida; Malvales; Malvaceae. The record is from RefSeq and is a predicted model, not a curated record.